AUGUCCUCUGCCGCGGAACAGACCAGCUCGACACGCAAAAGUGUAGAAAAAGUAGAUCUUAGCUCCCCAGCCUUGCAAGAGGGCGACAGAAGGUCUAGUUUGUCGGAUGCUGACACAUAUGACACUGAUGACUCGGAUGACUCGGAUUUGACCCUUGAGCGACAUGAAGAUCAUAUGGAUCGAGUUUACUACUCGAAUCCGUUCGAACUUCCUGGAGAAGAGUGGCAUUGGUUCCAUGACUGGCUUGACACAGGGAUCGAUACCUUUGCAAAUGGCAAGCUCUACGAAGAACCAACAACUCAGAACUGGCUGGCAAAGUUACAUUUGUCGCACCGAGAAAACGUUGCACAGCUCCUCAAAGUGCACGACUUCCUUGGGAUAUGUAGAAUUCCCCUCUUCGAAGCUGAUAAUGGAGACGAAUAUCAGAUCAAACUUUCUACUUCAUGUACACGCUUGCCAAUAAUAUGCUGUCCUGAUAUCUUACGUGGCAGAAAAUGGGACAUGAAGGAUCUGAUUUUCGAGUUUCGGAGCCGCGAUGAUUUAUCCUUGGAUGCACGAAAGGGGAAAGUUCCCGGGCUUCCUAAAUUUGCCCUGGAUUUGGGAAGCUUGGAAGUUAGGACUACUGCAACACCGGAGCGACAUUAUCUCACCAGUGGCGAGCGUGUCACCGAAUGCACAGGUUACCAAGUCAUAGUAGACGUUCUUGGUGACGGCAUGCCGCUGUGGAUCACCGCGGCGCGAAGGCAGUUGCAAACACGCAACACAGGCGCAGUCAACCAACCGAAAUCAGUUUAUCCCAUCUUCAAAGACCAUAUGCUUGGAGACAAUGGCGGUUUUGAUACCGCUUGUUUCUUACCAUCAAUUCAUCAACUUCCUACUUCGAAGCCAGAGACCACGGAGGCAAUAUUUCGACAAGCUUGCGAACUGGUGAGAAAAACGAGGGUCAGCGUUGAUCCUGUAGCUGUCAUAAUACCGAAGGAGACAGUUGACGAGUAUUUUGCAAAUCACCCGACUCAGACGCACGUAUUAGGAAUCAAUUUCAAACAGCUCUUGGGUGGUGUGAAGUCGAGGAUCUGGACAUUUUUGGGAAAGUAA
Messenger RNA from Colletotrichum truncatum, 1095 nucleotides. RefSeq lists its product as uncharacterized. NCBI's taxonomy places the organism in Eukaryota, Fungi, Ascomycota, Sordariomycetes, Glomerellales, Glomerellaceae. The record is from RefSeq and is a predicted model, not a curated record.